ACUGAUCACUCCAUCCGUACGGUGUUCGUUACCAUGGCGACGUUGUGGAGUGUCGUUUUAGGUGUGGCAUUGUUGACGGUCCGCUCGGUGCAGGGUCAAGGAUGCGGCGAACGUAAGGUGGAUUACGCAAAGCUGAUCUUGGGCGGGGAGGAUGCCAUCUCGGGCCAGUGGCCAUGGCACGCGGCCAUCUUCCAUCGGAUCGAGCGUACGUUCACGUACCAGUGCGGUGGUGCCAUCAUCAACCAGAACACCAUUCUAACCGCCGCCCAUUGUGUGCGGCUUAACGUUGGUGUCAUCCCGGUGGACCGGUUGUCGGUGCAGGUAGGCCGAACGUAUCUGUACGCAGCGGAACGGCAUACGCAGGAGCAUCAGGCCGAUCGGAUCAUCGUGCACGAGGAGUACAGUGCGGCACUGGUGCGUCACGAUAUUGCCCUGAUCAAGCUAGCGACGGACAUCAAGUUCACGGAGUACGUGCAGCCCGUCUGCUUGUGGGAACGUUCGAAGGUGGACAUUGGGCUGCUGAUCGGGCGCGUCGGCACGGUGGUUGGUUUCGGUAUUACGGAAAUUGGCGAGGUGGCCGAUCGGUUGCGUGUGGCGUACAUGCCCAUCGUGGACACCCAGACGUGUCUCGAAAGCAACCGCAACCUGUUCGGUCGCGUCCUGUCGAGGAAUAUUUUCUGUGCUGGGUUCCGUAAUGGAACCACGGUUUGUGGGGGUGAUAGUGGUGGUGGCAUGUACUUCGAGAUCGAGAACCGUUGGUACGUACGGGGGAUCGUUUCGUUCAGCGGACAGAACUGCCAGUCGGCCGAUUACGCCGGUUUCAGCGAUGUGGCUACGUAUCUCGACUGGAUCAACCGGUACACGAGCGGCACACAGAGCAGCCCGUACUCGAGCACCGUCAUCGACAACCAGCGCUUGCUGGCGUUGGAUGUGUGCGGUGUGAACAGCUACCCAUCGACACCUGAAGAUGCGAAACCCGUUUUUCAAGGCUAUCCCUGGUUGGGUGUGAUCGAGUAUCAGCAGAUCGGAACCGGACAGCGGCGUGUACUGUGCCAGGCGACGCUCAUCACUCUGCGAUACGUUCUAACGGCGGCACAGUGUGUUUCCCUGCCAACGAAUUCUUACCAAAUUGUUGCCGUACGUUUGGGUGAGUUUGACACGGUAUCCGACCCGGACUGUGCUAUUGUCGAGGGCAGGAGACAAUGUCAGUCUCCGGUGCAAACGGUACCAAUAGAGGAGAUAAUCGUUCAUAAUGGUUUCAACAAUCCAGCGUUUGCCAACGAUCUAGCGCUCAUACGCCUCCGGCAGCAGGCCAACGUAUACCAGGAAAACAUCAAGCCGAUCUGCCUGCCGUUCUCAACCGCACUGAAGUCUCACAAGCCAUCGUACUACAUUCGCACUGGGUGGCUGGCACGAAGCACCAGCACCUUUCUGUACCGCAGUUUUCCAAGUUCGAUCGAAUCGGUCGGCUGCCAGGACGCGUACAAUGAUCAGGAUGUACCGCUGGAAAAAACUUACGGCCAGAUUUGUAUCCGUCGGGACAAUCCAUCCUCCGGGGCUUGUACGUUCAACAUGGCUGCCACCCCACUGCAGUCGGUGCAGUUGGUUGGCCCUAGCGAGCGGUACGUGCUGUACGGGUUGCUUUCCUUCGGGCCCAAGCAGUGUCUCGAAACGUACCCAGACGUGUACACGGCCAUCGCACCGUACGUGGAUUGGAUUGUUUCAAACCUUAAGCCAUAA
Anopheles marshallii is the source of this 1740-nucleotide messenger RNA. Its product is annotated as serine protease easter-like. Lineage: Eukaryota; Metazoa; Arthropoda; Insecta; Diptera; Culicidae. The transcript is spliced from 5 exons. Bases 34 to 1740 code for a protein of 568 amino acids. Gene Ontology annotation, biological process: proteolysis. The record is from RefSeq and is a predicted model, not a curated record. Gene Ontology annotation, molecular function: serine-type endopeptidase activity.